GUUGCUAAUAGAAGUAUAGUGAAUAGAUGACAAUUAAAAUGACGGUAUACAGCGCUAGUUACACCCAAAACGUUUUAAUUUAUGGGAUUGACAAGCCUAGAUGAGUUUACGGGCUAAAAAGACAAACACGUGCGGGUUUGUUUACCCGCCCAGGUUGCUCCAGUUGCUUCGCUGCGCGUUAACGAGAAGUUCCUAUGUUUUCGUUCAAAUUUUAGGAGAAGGGGAGGAUAAAACAGGCCAAACAUGCCCUACAAGCGACUCGUCCCACCGACCGACUCCGCGCUCAUUCAGUGCAGCGACCACUACGUGAUGCCGCGCCUGUCAAGUGCGCGAGACUACGGCACCGCAACGUUGAUGUUUCUGACCCGGUCGAAAGAGGCGUACACGGCUUCUAGCGUGCUGGAGGCGUUGCGGGAGGUCGUCGAUCCCUCGCUAAUCGUUCAGAUGGGACCCUUCGACUGCGAUCACAUCUGGUUGGUGAGGUUCUCGCUUCCCGCGGCCAGAGAGAAACUUCUGAGCGCCAAAGAUGUCAAGUGCGACGGUCAGCCAGCGUUCUGCGUCCAACCGCUGGUCGAGCACUCGCUCCACAGAGGCAGGUGCGUCGAGAGCGGAUUGGGUUGGUCAUGCGGAGCGAGGCAUCCAGAUUACUGGCUUAGGAUCCUGGAUGUCCCUUUUUCGGACUCUGCAGGCAGUUGCGUCUCGUGCACGCUGACAAGGUCCUACUGUUGGGACUGCGACGUGGUUGGUCCGCGAUACGAAGAGUCCAUAGUGGGGACGGAGGGGGAUGACCUUGAGGACGACCUUGAGUUGAGGGCCAUUCAGGAGGAAGAGGCUCUGAUGGCCGAGAUGGGACUUCCCGUGGCCUUCAAGUCCUCCAGCAGGGGGAACAAGAAGGGCAGCAAUCAGUUUGUGAUGCCGGACGAAGAAGACGACUUCGACGCCGGCGAACCGGGCGCGACGGUCGCCGCCACCGACUACGAGUGGCAAAGCUUCUGGCAGCAGAAUAGUGAUCAGCUGGUCUGGCAAUCCUGGGUGCAAAAGUACAGGGACUACAUCUGUCCGGAGUACCUCAAAGACACUCAAGACAACAACCAGCAUGAGCCAUUGCAGGUCUUUGGGACACCUUCGAACCCUAGAGACAGCAGUAUCCCUUCGCAAAACAAGACAGACGAGAAGGAAGACAUCAGCGCUAAGCUCUUGCCAGAUCAAUGUAACGGGGUUAUCGGUGAUGAAGCUUGUUCGGUCGGACAUCCCACCGCCCCCGAAGACGGACGGCACGACCGUGGAAACGAAGAUGAAGCACGUUCGGGUGUCGAGAUCCUUCCGGAACAAGGGAGCAAUGCUUCGACCGACUCAGCUGGUGAACACCCGAUUGUUGCAGACUCGGAGUUUGUGUCCGUGGAAUCAGCGCCGGCGGCGGAAGCGGUUGGGUCAGACGACAAGCUGUGGAAAGAGCUCUGGGACAAGCAUUACGUCGAGGUUUACAACCAGUACUACGGCAUCUUUGUUCAGAGACAGCCCGAACGGAUGAGCCCUUUCGCUUCCGAGCCAAAUGUGGCGGUUCAAGGAGACGAAAGCUUAGCAACCGGAGAAGUUGAAUGUCGCGAUUCCACUAUUGAAGGUGUGUUAGAGAACGCGUCUGAGGCCACGGUCUGGAACAAAGAAAGAUCAGCGAAGGAAUUUGAAGACGGAGUCUCCGAGGACGCCUGUUGCGAUCGGGUUUCUGGGGACGAGGGGAACGGGGUGGGCGUUGAGGAGGAGGUUGAAGCGGUGCCCGCGGUCGAGGAGGGGCACGACCUUGAACUCAUGAAGCGAAUGGGCCUCCCCGUGCAGUUCUCGUCAGGCGGCCAAAGGAAGCGACCCAAGAAGAAAAAGAAGGCCAAACCUGGCCGAGCAGUGUCGGGCGGACCUUGGACAUGGGAGGCUUAUUGGGAGUGCCACAAAAGACGUCUGCUCUGGGAGGCCUGGACGGACACCUACCCGGAGUUCCUGGAGCCCACCUUUGCCGCCUCCGUGCACCUGAAUACUGCAGUGCUGAAUUCACCACGAGCCGGCUUCAACGGUGCCUCGGGAACAUGCAGAGAUACGGGAAAAGCAGAGUCGUCGUCGUCGUUGGACACAACCAGCGUUCCCACCAGCCCCAGGAAGGACAGUCUCUGGCAAUACCUUUGGGACACACAUUGCACGGCCGUCUACUCUCGUGAGCUCAAGCUGUACUUGCAACAAACUUCUCCAGAAGGUGCCCCUCUGGGAGACGAUCCGAGACGGCUGGGCGACCAAGUUGGUGGGAAGAGUAACGAUGUCGAAGGACAUGGCUUCAACAAGGGUGACGGACCUGUAAAGGAGACGGGAAACGGUGGCGACGGCAAUGGCACGAAACAAAAAGACAGCACGGCUCCAGAGGGGAGUGCAGGGUCGGGUAUGAUGGCCAGCAACGCAUCGGCGGCAGGAAAUCUGCCGAGCCACUCCAACGGAACAGGCGCCGGAGCCUGCGGCGGCGGGGACGACGAUCCACCCGACGAGAUGCCCAUAAAAAUUAAGAAAAGUCACGAGGAGGAUGCAAACUCAGACGAAGAAGAGGCAUUCAAAGCAUUCCUCUCCUACGGACUGGCUCUCAAGGAAAGUUUGAGGAACUUGAAGGGCGGUCCCACAGGAGCCACGUCUCACGUCCCUAGCCGGAAGAAGCGCCGGAGACUUCGGAAGCAGGGGCAUCCGCGGCAAGGCGCCCCGUCAUCCGCAGAAGAGAGUGCCGGAGGACAUGAGUCUCAAAUGGACGUCCCGAGUUACAUUCUUGAAAGACCGCAUCUCAAGAAGUACUGGGCUCAGCGGUACCGGCUCUUUUCCAAGUUCGACAAAGGCAUUGAGCUCGACGAAGAGUCAUGGUUCUCGGUGACUCCAGAGGGCAUAGCCAAGCACAUUGCCAAGCGGUGUCAGAGCGACAUCGUGAUUGACGCCUUCUGCGGGGCAGGUGGCAACACCAUCCAGUUUGCACUCGUCAGCCGCCUCGUGAUAGCGGUGGACAUCGAUCCGAAGAAAAUCGAGCUGGCCCGCAAGAAUGCGGCCGUGUGUGGAGUCCUCGACAAGAUCCAGUUUGUGCUCGGGGACUUCCUGGAGCUGGCCCCCCGGCUGCGGGGGGAUGUGGUCUUCCUCAGCAUGCCUUGGGGGGGCCCGCAGUACCUGCAGAGCGACUCCUUCGACCUCCGGCACAUCCAGCCGGACAUAUUCAAGACGUUUGUUCUCUGCCAAGGGAUUACCAAAAACAUUGGACUCCUCAUGCCGAGGAACACCAAUGCCGACCAGCUUGCAGAGCUGGCCGGUCCGGGUGUGAGGGUUGAGAUUGAGCAGAACCUGCUCAACAACAAGGUCAAGACCAUCACGGCCUACUACGGGGACCUGGUGGUCGGCUGAUGACCUCGCCCUGACCCAAGGGGGAUGGGAUGCUCCAAACUCGUUUGUUGUUUCCACGUUUGUUGUGUUUACGGUCUCUUGGAAUGUAAGAACUGAAGCAGAGGCCCUGCCUUAAGAUUUUUGGAGAGAAACGGUGUCAUUACGAGUGCACCCUUUUUAUGCUGCUGAAAAAGGAAAGGAGUCUGCACUUUUUUUUUUCUCCGAAGUAUGCAAAGCUGUGCCUCAUGGCCAACAUCCCUUGGGGCAUUGAGGGGAGCAUUUUUGUGAACAGUUCUUAUGUUGUGCUAAAGAAAUACAAUGCGAGUUCUCAUGUUGUGCAAAACUAUAUAUAUAGGCCUCUUUUUAAAAAGAUGCCCAAUGCUUCUCAGGGCAUUGAGAAAAUAAUUUCUUUGGGCAGUUUGUACAUUGAGCAGGGACACGGCAGUUCUGUGAAAACACACAAAGAAAAGCCUUUUGAAAGGCCUAGAUGGGACACAUCUUAUUUUUUGCUUCUGCAAUUUAACUUUUUUUUAAUAUUUACAUCAUUUGAUGCAAUUUAGAUGGAGGUCACAGCCUGCUCUAAGCCCCGUCCACAGAUCAGUGGCCCCACUCAUACUACUGGAUUGGCUCGGCCAAACACAUCCGCAAGCCUAGUGUUUCCCUUUCGCGACAUCCGAUGCAUCUAGUCUGGCGUCCGACACCGCCUGCUUAUCGUGCGAGCAGACGCGCGGCACCCUUUGGCAUUGUUUGCUAUUCCAGCACUGUUUAUCGUCAUCUGCAAAACCCAUAAAAUGUGUGGCCAUGAAA
Molecule: messenger RNA, 4194 nt
Organism: Ixodes scapularis (black-legged tick)
Lineage: Eukaryota; Metazoa; Arthropoda; Arachnida; Ixodida; Ixodidae
Gene: Tgs1
Exons: 13
Coding region: 244-3408 (1054 amino acids)
Biological process (GO): 7-methylguanosine cap hypermethylation; 7-methylguanosine RNA capping
Cellular component (GO): nucleus
Molecular function (GO): RNA cap trimethylguanosine synthase activity
Source: RefSeq, a predicted model, not a curated record